CCCUGACCAUCUUCAAUCAAAUGCGCCAACAGCAGCGACAAUGACGGCACAAAAGACAGUAGACUCACGGAUUCCUACAUUAAUCCGCAAUGGCCUCCAGGAAAAGAAGCGCAGCUUCUUCGUCGUGGUUGGCGAUCGCUCCAAGGAGGCCAUUGUCCACUUGUACUAUAUCAUGUCCAGCAUGGAUGUGAGGCAAAACAAGUCAGUACUUUGGGCGUACAAGAACAAACUCCUUGGCUUCACCAGCCAUCGGAAAAAGCGGGAAAACAAGAUCAAGAAAGAGAUCAAGCGGGGGAUACGAGAGGCCAACUCAGAAGACCCGUUUGAGCUCUUCAUUUCGCUUCACGAUAUCCGCUAUGUCUACUACAAAGAAACCGACAAGAUCCUGGGUAACACAUAUGGCAUGUGCAUUUUACAAGAUUUCGAAGCCAUAACGCCCAACAUCCUGGCUCGGACUAUCGAGACUGUCGAGGGUGGCGGCCUAGUGGUGCUCCUGCUGAAGGGAAUGAACAGUUUGAAGCAGUUAUACACCCUAUCCAUGGACGUACACUCCCGCUACAGAACCGAGGCCCAUGACGAUGUUGUUGCAAGGUUCAAUGAGCGCUUCAUCUUGUCCCUUGGCAGCUGCGAAUCUUGUCUCGUGAUUGACGACGAACUCAAUGUACUCCCGAUUUCCGGCGGCAAGGGUGUUAAGCCGCUACCGCCACCAGAUGAAGACGAGCCCGUGAGCGCGGCAACGCAAGAGCUGGAAAAGAUCAAGGAUUCGCUGCAGGAUACACAGCCGAUAGGAUCUUUGGUUAAGCUGGCACGAACAACAGAUCAAGCAAAGGCAUUGCUUACCUUUGUAGAUGCCAUUGCUGAAAAGACGCUGCGUAACACCGUCACCUUGACUGCGGCCCGUGGUCGCGGUAAAUCAGCAGCCAUGGGCGUUGCGAUAGCGGCGGCCGUUGCUUACGGGUACAGCAACAUUUUCAUUACUUCGCCAUCGCCCGAGAACUUGAAGACACUGUUUGAAUUUGUCUUCAAAGGCUUCGACGCCCUCGAUUACAAGGACCAUGCCGACUACACCAUCAUUCAAUCCACAAAUCCAGACUUCAACAAGGCGAUUGUCCGCGUGAACAUCCACAGAAAUCACCGACAGACUAUUCAGUACUUCCGGCCGCAAGAUAGCCAUGUCUUGGGCCAGGCCGAGCUUGUCGUCAUCGACGAGGCGGCGGCUAUUCCCUUGCCCCUUGUGAAGAAGCUCAUGGGUCCUUAUCUGGUUUUCAUGGCGUCUACAAUCAGCGGAUAUGAAGGCACAGGCCGGUCGCUGUCGCUCAAAUUGAUCAAACAGCUGAGAGAGCAGUCCAGGACGGGGACCAAUCCCAACGGCGGCGGCUCGAUCGAAGUUGACCGGUCGAGCGGGAAGGCAACCAAGGAGACCAAUGCCGUGGGCGGGCGUUCUCUCAAAGAAAUCACACUCUCUGAGCCUAUCCGUUACGCUCAAGGGGAUAAGGUAGAAAGGUGGCUCAAUACGCUGCUUUGUUUGGACGCGACGUUACCACGCUCCAAAUUGAAUAUCCAAGGCUGCCCGGACCCCUCGCAGUGCGAGCUGCUCCAUGUCAACCGCGACACGCUGUUCUCCUUCCACCCGGUCUCCGAAAAGUUCCUGCAACACAUGGUAGCCUUGUAUGUUGCUAGCCACUACAAAAACUCACCAAAUGACCUGCAACUCAUGAGUGACGCACCGGCGCACGAACUCUUCGUUCUUACGGCCCCUAUCGUCGAAGGGCGUCUGCCUGAGCCUCUUUGUGUCAUCCAAGUUUCACUGGAAGGCAAGAUUAGCAGGCAAAGCAUCCUCAACAGCUUGAGCAGAGGUCAACAGCCAGCCGGUGACUUGAUCCCCUGGCUUGUUAGCCAGCAAUUCCAGGAUGACGAGUUCGCAUCGCUUUCGGGGGCGCGAAUAGUACGGAUAGCCACAAACCCAGACUACAUGUCAAUGGGCUAUGGCUCCAAAGCACUUCAGCUCCUUGUCGAUUACUACGAGGGGAAGUUCGCGGACCUGUCUGAAGACACUGGCAACUCUGUCCAGCGGAGUAUUCCCAGGGUAACAGAUGCCGAGCUUGCAAAUGCCAGCCUUUUCGAUGAUAUCAAGGUCCGAGACAUGAACGAGUUGCCGCCGCUUUUUGCCAAGCUGGCUGAGCGGCGCCCAGAGAGGCUCGAUUACGUGGGUGUCAGCUACGGCCUGACUGGACCUCUUCACAAGUUCUGGAAGCGUGCCUCGUUUGCUCCAGUCUAUCUGAGGCAAACGGCGAAUGACCUUACGGGAGAGCAUACCUGUGUGAUGAUAAGACCGCUUCAAGACGGAAACGAUCCAAGCUGGCUUGGUGCAUUCGCCAAUGACUUUCAUCGUCGGUUCCUGUCGCUUCUUUCGUACAAGUUCCGCGAUUUUCCCUCCGUCUUGGCAUUAACAAUCGAAGAAUCAUCGAAUGCGGGCGCCAAACUAGAUCCGUCCAGUGAGCCAGCUGAGCUCAACAAGACGGAUCUCGACGCGCUCUUAACGCCUUUCGACCACAAGCGGCUCGAAUCGUAUGCCAACGGCAUGCUCGAUUACCACGUCGUCUUGGAUCUGAUGCCGACCAUCGCGCAGCUCUACUUUACCGGCCGUUUGAGGUCGAGCAUCAAGCUCAGUGGCAUGCAACAGGCCAUCCUGCUCGCCGUUGGCUUACAACGGAAGGAGGUGGAUAUAAUUGCCAACGAGCUUAAUCAACCAACGUCCCAGGUGCUGGCCAUCUUUAUCAAAAUCAUGCGCAAGAUAACGUCGCACUUUAGCUCGCUUGUCACUGGUGCCAUUGCAUCUGAGAUGCCUGAUCCUAACAAGGUCGGCGUCAGCCGUGAGAAUGCCUCCGGAGUGCACGACGACGAGGUGGUGGAUAACAAGUAUGUGCCGCUAGAGACUCGGCUGGAGGAUGAACUGGAGGAGGGUGGUGAUGAGGCAUUGAGCGAGCUACGUGCGAAGCAACGGGAGCUCAUCGACUCCCUCCCGCUGGAUCAGUAUGAGAUCGAAGGUGACGAUGCGGCAUGGGAGGAUGCAGAGAAAAGGGUCCUGCAGGCAGCCAAGAGCGGCAAGGCUAAUCCGCUCGUGAGCGUGAAAACAAAGGUGAAGCGCAAGGCCGAGACAGAAGCGGAUGGGCAUGAUGAAGGGAGGGGGGACAAGGGUCAUUCAAAAUCGAAGAAAGCGAAGAGGGACAAGAAGAGGUGAAGACAGAUCUUCUAAUUCCACAAGGGAGAUUCUCUUGGUAACACAAUACCCAAGCUCUCACACGGCAUUUCUGUUGUCCUCACCUGGCUGCUUACAUGUGAUUGGAGACCUUGGAAGUUAGGUCAGUCUGACGCCAGAGCGGUUGAUAAUGGGUCUUUAUGACGGCUGGCUCAAGCAGAUCUUGUCAUGAUUGAGUUGCGGGAUCUCGUGCAGGAACUCGCUGUCAUGACAGGGGCUCGAGUCGAGGGGGAAGUCAGGAGGAGGUCGGACUUGCAGGAAGUGGGGCUGCUGUUAAUUGGCUUAGUUAUACGAAUAGCAGUGCGCUAGUAGGAGCAGCUGAAAUGGAAU
Molecule: messenger RNA, 3589 nt
Organism: Canariomyces notabilis
Lineage: Eukaryota; Fungi; Ascomycota; Sordariomycetes; Sordariales; Chaetomiaceae
Product: DUF699-domain-containing protein
Exons: 5
Coding region: 41-3241 (1066 amino acids)
Biological process (GO): rRNA acetylation involved in maturation of SSU-rRNA
Cellular component (GO): 90S preribosome; nucleolus
Molecular function (GO): ATP binding; tRNA binding; 18S rRNA cytidine N-acetyltransferase activity
Source: RefSeq, a predicted model, not a curated record